Messenger RNA from Labrus bergylta (ballan wrasse), 1993 nucleotides. The record is from RefSeq and is a predicted model, not a curated record. Lineage: Eukaryota; Metazoa; Chordata; Actinopteri; Labriformes; Labridae.
AUGCUGUCCGUCAAGAUGUUCUACGGCAACAGCGCCGACAUCGGUGUCUUCCUCAGCAAGAGGAUCAAAGUCAUCUCCAAGCCUUCAAAAAAGAAGCAGUCCCUCAAAAACGCAGACUUGUGUAUCGCAUCAGGGACCAAGGUGGCACUCUUCAACCGGCUUCGGUCCCAAACGGUCAGCACACGCUACCUCCACGUGGAGGGCGGCAACUUUCACGCCAGCUCCCAGCAGUGGGGCGCCUUCUACAUCCACUUGGAUGACGAGGAGUCAGAAGGAGAGGAGUUCACUGUGAGAGACGGUUACAUCCACUACGGUCAGACAGUCAAGCUGGUGUGCUCGGUCACGGGCAUGGCGCUUCCCAGACUGAUAAUCCGUAAAGUGGACAAGCAGACGGCGCUGCUGGACGCUGACGACCCGGUCUCCCAGCUACACAAGUGUGCCUUCUACCUGAAGGACACAGAACGCAUGUACCUGUGCCUUUCCCAAGAAAGGAUCAUCCAGUUUCAAGCCACUCCAUGCCCAAAGGAACCAAACAAGGAGAUGAUCAACGACGGCGCCUCCUGGACAAUCAUCAGCACAGACAAGGCCGAAUACACUUUCUACGAGGGCAUGGGCCCCGUGCACUCACCUGUCACCCCUGUGCCUGUGGUAGAGAGCUUACAGCUUAACGGCGGUGGAGAUGUCGCCAUGCUGGAGCUGACGGGACAGAACUUCACUCCAAAUCUGCGGGUCUGGUUCGGAGACGUUGAGGCAGAGACGAUGUACAGGUGUGCGGAGAGCAUGCUGUGCGUAGUGCCCGACAUUUCGGCUUUCCGCGAGGGCUGGCGCUGGGUGCGGCAGCCGGUCCAGGUGCCCGUCACGCUGGUUAGGAAUGACGGCCUCAUCUACUCCACCACACUGACCUUCACUUACACGCCGGAGCCAGGGCCGCGGCCCCACUGCAGCGCCGCCGGAGCCAUCCUGCGGGCCGGAAACUCCAGCCUGCUCAGCAACAGCAGCAGCCAGGACGCCGGCUCUGGCGUCUACGGCCCCAACAGCACCUCCAACGCGGGAGUCACGUCCUCGUCCUCCACCGCCGCGGCCGCUGUGGUCUCCUAACGCACACCGGGGGGGGGCCACAACACAAUAUGCCUUGAGAGGAAACGUAUCGCAAGGCGUAUAAAGACUAUGGGAAAUUAUAAACAAAACAAAAAAAACUGACUCACUCUUUUAAGUGCUGCGUUUGGAUUUUGGAUACAAAGGAGCUGAAAUUGGCAGGAGAAGGGAGCAAACGCAGGGAAAUAUCUGAAGGAGGAGCAACAUUACAACGUUUUCAGCGAAUGGGAAUACGCGGAAGAAAGAAAAUAAAAAAAAAAAGUGCUCCUUGCCACGCUCCCCUCCCGUGGUUACUUUAGGGACCUGCCUUUCCAGUUUGUGGUGCUUAGAAUGAGAGAAGUUCCUGCAGGCUCAGAGUACCAGCACCUUUCUACGGGGGGGGGGUUGGGGAAUAAACCACAACAACAAUACAUCCAUUGUGUACAAAAUAUUCUCUUGAGAGGAAAAGUAUAUUUUUUGCACCGCCCAAAGCCCCUCCCACUUUUUGUUUAUAAAUAUUUCUUUUUGUUUUUUUUUGGUUGUUUUGCCUUCUUUUGUGGUUCCCUAAAGGGCGGCUGGAUGUAAUGUUGUUGGAGGGAGCGCAAGGAUGCAGAGGGACACACAGAAAACAUGACGAUGAAAUAGUUUUUAUGGACCAAGGAUCUUGUAUAAGCUUUAGUAAAGGUACAUUUUUCUCCAUACCUUUUUUGUAUUAAACAUAUAGUACACUUUUGUUACCAAAUAGUUUCUAUUCUUCCUCUGAGCCCGGGCUUUGUUUCCCCCCUUUUUCAAGGUCCAAAAAACCCGGCCUGUAUGUUAUUGUGACCUUACAAAACGCCUGCUUUUUCAGUCUUUGGACUGACCUUUUUGUUGUUUUGAUACUCUUUGCUUCUUCUUUUGGGGAAAAAACAAAUCUGAA